AUGACGGUCACAGAGUUAGCAUGGUUUACAGCUGCCCACGGGCCCGCCGGAGACGACGCCAAGAAGGCCAUGAACCAAGCCCUAGUCGUCCUGGAUGACUGGUGCGCCCGCAACACCUCGACCUUACCUAAGGACAGAGAAGCCCGUGGUGUAGGUCUCUUCCGGCAAAUCGAAGAUCCAUCUGUCACCCUCCUCACGGCGCACUGGGAAUCCGUCUCUCAGCAUGGGCUUUGGCUAGCUUCCACCGAGAACAAGACCGUCUAUCCUGCUCUCAAGGAGCACUUCACGCUAGAGAAGACGGUUGUUUCUCAUCUCGAAAACGCCGAGUUCUUCGACGCAUCGGGACCGAACGGCGAUAUCUCCUUGUUGAAGAGUCCUAUCGUUAGCUUAAGUGCUGUGACCGUCCCGGCUGAGAAACGUAAGGCGUUUGAGCAGGCUUGGACUGAGAAUAAGCACCUAUUGGAGGGAUAUACACCACUAAUUAAGUCCGGGUGGCGCAUCGAAAAGGAAGACGAGAACUUAGAGCAGUUUAUCCUGUCAUGUUCGUGGCCAAGUGUCGAGAAGCAUAUUGAAUUCGCAGGAGGAAAAGACUUCCCUCAGUUCUCAGCAGCACUCUUGUCCCUUGCGCAGGGUACUGACUUGAAGCAUUACGAAAGAAUCCUGUAG
Daldinia childiae is the source of this 666-nucleotide messenger RNA. RefSeq lists its product as uncharacterized. NCBI's taxonomy places the organism in Eukaryota, Fungi, Ascomycota, Sordariomycetes, Xylariales, Hypoxylaceae. The record is from RefSeq and is a predicted model, not a curated record. The transcript has a single exon. Bases 1 to 666 code for a protein of 221 amino acids.